This is a messenger RNA of Engraulis encrasicolus (European anchovy), 2058 nucleotides long. RefSeq names its product GTPase IMAP family member 8-like. Gene Ontology annotation, molecular function: GTP binding. Bases 1 to 2058 code for a protein of 685 amino acids. The record is from RefSeq and is a predicted model, not a curated record. NCBI's taxonomy places the organism in Eukaryota, Metazoa, Chordata, Actinopteri, Clupeiformes, Engraulidae. The transcript has 4 exons.
AUGACGAGUGUGGAUCCUCCUGGUCAUGGACAUCACCCCUCAACUCUGCGGAUUGUGCUGCUAGGGGGUAGAGAGUUAGGGAAUAUAGAGGCUAGUGGAAAGACUUCCUCAGCAAACACAAUCCUAGGGAGAGAUGACAGCCCCGUUCGAAAGCGAACCGCAAUAUCAGUUAAGAGUGAGGGGCAUCGAUUUGGGAGACACAUGACUGUGGUUGAUACACCUGGCUGGUGGUGGCAUUAUUCUCUUGAGCACACCCCAAAACGUGACCAAAUGGAGUUGUCAAAUGGAACCGCAUUAUGCCAUCCGGGACCACAUGCCUUUCUCCUUGUCAUUCCAGUAGACAUGAUCUUCCCUUGUGAUUACAGACUUUCUUUGGAAGAGCACAUCAGAGUCCUUGGGGAUAUCUGGAAAUACACACUUGUGUUGUUAACCUCCAAUGGCCCUUCCAACUAUGAUGCUUUCACAAGUCACCUUAAAGAUUGGUCAGGCUUGCAGUGGGUCAUUGGGAAAUGUCAGAAUAGGUACCAUAUCCUUGACAAUAAAAACAGAGAUGAUGAGUAUCAAGUUCUAAGAUUGUUAAACAAAAUAGAUGAGAUGGUUGAAUUAAACCAAGGGCACUGCUUUGAAUCUGUUGAGAAUCCAUUCAUCUGGGAACAGUGGAGGCAGACAGUUAAAGAGGGAGCUGAGAAAAGGAUCAAGAAAGUGAAAUCACGAAUGGCAAGACACCUGGAGUCGCAAAGAAGUGAUUCUACAAACAGAGAUCAGCCUGACUACUUGAAAGAGAGAAGAAUUGUGGUUGUCGGACCACAGUAUGGAACAAGAAGUUCAUCAGGGAAUACCAUCCUAGGAAGAAAAGCAUUUGUUGAAGGGAGUAAGAGAACAGUCCGGAGUUCAAUCCAACAAGGCAUUGUUGCAGGAAGACAUAUCACAGUGGUUGAUACACCUGGAUGGUAUUUCAUCAAUCCUUUAUCUGCUACAACCACAAUGGACAAACUGGAAAUGAAAUGUGGUCUGUCCCUUUGUCCUCCUGGACCACAUGUUAUUCUUCUCACAAUUCCUGUUGCAUCAGCAUAUAACAAGGUUUUCCACCAAGCUUUGAUGGAACACAUGCUGCUCUUAGGCGAGGAUGUGUGGGAUUACACAAUCAUUCUCUUUGGUAGAGGAGAUUGGCUUGGAGAUACCAUAAUCGAAGAACACAUCGAAACUGAAGGGGAAUAUCUCCAGACGCUCAUUGUAAAGUGUGGAAAUAGAUAUCAUGUCUUCAAUAAUAAGAACAGAGAGGAUAAACACCAAGUGGAUGAGCUGUUUGAGAAGAUAGAUGAGCUGGUUGCCAGAAACCAUGGCAGUUGUUAUGAGAUGGAUAGAGAUGAAGUCAGGAUAUUCAAAGGAUCUCAACAGAUCCCCAAGAGUGUUUUAUGUCAAGCCCAAGUUUUUAACAAGAACGUGUCAGUGGUAAACACACCAAGCUGGAGUACAGCACCUGAUGAUGCAUCCGUUUUGGUGGAACAGGAGAUUGCCCGCGGUGUGUCCAUGUUCUCACCUGGUCCACAUGCUUUCCUGUUGGUCAUCCCUGCAGACGAGUCAUUCACACAGGAAGACAGAGAAGCCACAUUAAAGCACAUGGCCAGGAUUGGUCAGAAUGUAUGGAAACACACCAUACUUCUGUUCACUUGGAGAGAUUGGCUUGGUGAGAAAUCAGUUGAAGAGUUCAUUGUGAGUGAAGGCGGAGAUCUUCGUUUGCUUGUGGAGAAAUGUGGCUACAGGUAUCAUGCUCUCAGCUUCUAUGAAGACGACUUUACGUCUCAAGUCAGCAAGCUGUUGGAGAAGGUGGAUGAGCUAAUGGUUAGAAACAGAGGAAAACCAUUUGCUCCUGAAGAAAAGCAAUCAAAAUUGUUACGUUUUCAAAAGACUCUCACAGAAGAGGAGUGGAUCAAGCGGGAAGAUGAUCUAAUUGAGAGAAUGCUGAAAGCUGUAGUCACAGAGCCAGACACAUCAGCAGUUGCAGCAAGAGAUGGAAGCAUUCCCAUCUCCAUCCCAGACAGUAAGCUAAACACAUAA